CUCUUUGCAAAAGGCUAUAUUUUUUCUCCGUAGAGAAGCAGAGUGGUUGGAGUUUCUAAUUGAGAGAGAGCAUUUAGACUGUUUUUUCCCUAGGGGAAAUAAAGUGUUUGGAGUUUCGAAUUUAAAGAGAAAAAGAAUUUAAAAAAGACGUUAAACCGGCACACUAUUAGCGUAUAAAUGCAACUCAUGUUGCACUGAGUCCACAUGAUAGAAGAGGGAGAGGAUUUUUUAGCCUUUUCUCUCUGUUUCUAUAACACUGUCAAAUCACCACCCUCUUUCUUGAUUUUUUCAAUUUCUCGUUUUUCUAGAUCUUUUCUUAAUCACACAAAUUUCACAUAUAAAUGGUUGAUUGAGGGAGGAAUUUAUCCCGUGAAUAAUGAUGCUUUUUAGAACAAAUUCAUGACCGCCUAAUACCCGCCGAUAAAUUUCCCCAAAUUCCAAACGUUUCCUUAUCUCUCAUCUCUCUUUUGGGCCUGCAAUUUCCAUGGUUAUUCCCUGUUAUUCUUUCUCUCUCAUCCUCUGUUGCUUUUGCGUAGUUUCAGUUUUUGAUUCCCGUUCGUAUAAGGCAUCCUCUCUCUCUCUAGUAUUUUGACGUUCUCGCUCUAGUAUUUUGAGGCUCGCUCCAACUCUCUCUCUCUCUAGAUAUCUUGAGGCAUUCUCUGGGUUUUUUUUUGUUUUGUACUCUCUCUCUCUAUCCAUGGGAACAUGAGGCUUUUCUCAUCUCUCUCUGUUACCUUUCUAUUUAUCUUCUGCACAAUUUUCAGUGCCUUCCAUUAAGGCUGCGAACUUUGUGAUCAGUAGUUAAUGGACUUCUCUAUUUCUCUUACCACUAUGGGUCUCACUAAUUGGAAAAUAUCUAGCUAAGCCACGGCCAUUUCAUCGUGUUUCCCUCUCUAGAUUCACGGUCAUUUUCUUGUGUUUUCUCUCUUGAUUUUUGGGGGUUCUCUUCGGAUUAUGUUGAUCCUCUCUGCUGCAACGCCGGUGGUUUAUGGGCUUAAUUCUAGGUCUAGGUUUUCAACUCUCUUCUAUUCUUUUAACACUUCUUUUCACUCCCUUUCUCUCUCUUCCAGCUUGCUGUCUCUCUCUAUCCAAUCAGGGGCUCGGCCUUCCCCUUGCCUGGUCUUCUCUGCUUUAACUUCUAGCUCCAGAUUGAGGUCAAAGGUUAGGGCAAUGGAAGAGCUCAUCGAUAAUAAGAACACAGGUGAGCGUGCUUGCAAUGCAGGAGCAAGCUCAACUAAGAGCUCCGCUGUUCUUUCUCCAGAUUUUAGUGCAACAGAGGCUGGAUUUCUUCAUGUUCAGAGUGAAGAAGAUAUGCUGUUGCGUAUCAAAAAGGAAAAAGAAGCCAAUAGACUGCCUGAAAAUGUUGCUGCUGUGAUGGAGGAACUGUAUCAUAAUUACCGGGAUGCAGUUUUUCAAAGUGGAAACUCCAGAGCUCAUGAGAUUGUGCUAACCAACAUGGCUUCUGCGUUUGACCUCAUUUUGUUGGACUUAGAGAAGCCUUUUACAUUUCCACCUUUUCACAAGGCAAUAAGGGAGCCUUUUGACUACUAUGCAUUUGGUCAAAACUACAUUCGACCUUUGAUUGACUUUAGAGAAUCAUAUGUUGGAAACAUAUCCUUAUUCUCUGAUGUGGAAGAGAAAAUUAAGCAGGGCCACAACAUUGUGUUCAUGUCCAACCAUCAGACUGAAGCAGAUCCUGCUGUUAUUGCCUUGCUGUUGGAAAUAAGUAACCCGUUCCUUUCUGAGAAUUUGACCUAUUUGGCAGGAGAUAGGGUUGUAACAGAUCCUGUUUGCAAGCCAUUUAGCAUGGGGAGGAACCUUAUAUGUGUGUACUCAAAAAAGCAUAUGCAUGACGUUCCAGAACUUGCAGAGAUGAAACGAAGAGCAAAUACCAGCAGUCUAAAGGAGAUGGCUUUACGUUUAAGGAGUGGGUCACAGAUAAUCUGGAUUGCACCGAGUGGUGGCAGGGAUCGUCCAGAUCCACGAACAGGAGAAUGGUCUCCGGCACCCUUUGACGUAACCUCAGUGGACAAUAUGAGGAGGCUGGUUGAGCAUUCAGGGGUUCCAGGGCACAUAUAUCCCAUGGCAGUGCUAUGCUAUGACAUCAUGCCGCCCCCACGUGUGGUCGAGAAAGAGAUUGGGGAACGGAGGGAAAUAUCAUUUCAUGGAGUUGGCAUAUCGCUGGGUCAAGAAAUGAACUUCAACGACAUUACUUCUGGCAUAGAAGACUCUGAAGAUGCUAAAUCUGCUUUCUCUAAGGCUUUGUAUGAUUCAGUCACUGAACAAUAUCGUGUGCUCCAAUCUGCCAUUCAUGGAAAGAAAGGUACCUCUGCAUCAAGCUCGAAUAUCACUCUCUCUCAACCCGGGAAUUGAUAAGAGGAAAGCAGUGUCCCACCCUUUUUUUUGCCGAUAUGUAUAUUAAAUUCGUUGAAAUCAUCUGUUUUUGCAUUUGAAUAAUCCUUGUUCACUAUUCUUCACCAUUUGUAACAGUAACAUUGAAUAUAAAGGAAUCAUGAGAUUCUGCAAUUCAUUAUCUCGAGAUUAGCCUCAAUUUCAUCAAUGAAGGCCAGAAAGUAACAGCUCUU
This is a messenger RNA of Amborella trichopoda, 2585 nucleotides long. RefSeq names its product phospholipid/glycerol acyltransferase family protein (gene ATS1). The record is from RefSeq and is a predicted model, not a curated record. Gene Ontology annotation, molecular function: glycerol-3-phosphate O-acyltransferase activity. Gene Ontology annotation, biological process: phosphatidylglycerol biosynthetic process. NCBI's taxonomy places the organism in Eukaryota, Viridiplantae, Streptophyta, Magnoliopsida, Amborellales, Amborellaceae. Gene Ontology annotation, cellular component: chloroplast stroma.